AUGCCAACAGAAACUUUAACCAGUGUUGACCCAACUUCAGAAGAUUUUACAACAGUUUCUGAAACAGGAGAAGAAAAAACACCGGCUCCUGAAACAAGCACAACUGAGUUGUCCAGCAUAUCAGAAACAACAGCAGAAACAACAAUUGAUUCAAAAACAGUUACAAAAGACUUAACAAAUGUUCCUGAGACAACAGAAGACAUAACACCAGAUUUUGAUACAACAAUGGCUGAGUUGUCAAGUGUACCUGUUUCUGAAACAGCCACAUUAGCUAUAACUACCACACUUGAUACAACAACUGUAAAAGCUGAAAUGUCUACCAUGUCUCAUACAACAUCAGAGACAUCACUUCUCCCUGAAACUACUACAGCCGAAUUACCAACUCUUGAUGACACCUCAGCUGAUACAACACUAGAUUCUGAAACAGACGCAAUAGAAGUGUCGACUGCCCUUGAAACUUCAGUCGAAACAACAGUCUUAAUAGUUACACCAACAGCAGAAACACAGACUUUGUCUGAUACAACUGUAGGAAUGAUUGAUCCUGAGACAACUACACCAGAAACAUCUACUGUACUCGAUACAACUGAAAAAGCAGAAACAUCUACUUUGCCUGGCAUGCCAACAGAAACUUUAACCAGUGUUGACCCAACUUCAGAAGAUUUUACAACAGUUUCUGAAACAGGAGAAGAAAAAACACCGGCUCCUGAAACAAGCACAACUGAGUUGUCCAGCAUAUCAGAAACAACAGCAGAAACAACAAUUGAUUCAAAAACAGUUACAUCAGACUUAACAAAUGUUCCUGAGACAACAGAAGACAUAACACCAGAUUUUGAUACAACAAUGGCUGAGUUGUCAAGUGUACCUGUUUCUGAAACAGCCACAUUAGCUAUAACUACCACACUUGAUACAACAACUGUAAAAGCUGAAAUGUCUACCAUGUCUCAUACAACAUCAGAGACAUCACUUCUCCCUGAAACUACUACAGCCGAAUUACCAACUCUUGAUGACACCUCAGCUGAUACAACACUAGAUUCUGAAACAGACGCAAUAGAAGUGUCGACUGCCCUUGAAACUUCAGUCGAAACAACAGUCGUAAUGGUUACACCAACAGCAGAAACACAGACUUUGUCUGAUACAACUGUAGAAAUGAUUGAUCCUGAGACAACUACACCAGAAACAUCUACUGUACUCGAUACAACUGAAAAAGCAGAAACAUCUACUUUGCCUGGCAUGCCAACAGAAACUUUAACCAGUGUUGACCCAACUUCAGAAGAUUUUACAACAGUUUCUGAAACAGGAGAAGAAAAAACACCGGCUCCUGAAACAAGCACAACUGAGUUGUCCAGCAUAUCAGAAACAACAGCAGAAACAACAAUUGAUUCAAAAACAGUUACAUCAGACUUAACAAAUGUUCCUGAGACAACAGAAGACAUAACACCAGAUUUUGAUACAACAAUGGCUGAGUUGUCAAGUGUACCUGUUUCUGAAACAGCCACAUUAGCUAUAACUACCACACUUGAUACAACAACUGUAAAAGCUGAAAUGUCUACCAUGUCUCAUACAACAUCAGAGACAUCACUUCUCCCUGAAACUACUACAGCCGAAUUACCAACUCUUGAUGACACCUCAGCUGAUACAACACUAGAUUCUGAAACAGACGCAAUAGAAGUGUCGACUGCCCUUGAAACUUCAGUCGAAACAACAGUCGUAAUGGUUACACCAACAGCAGAAACACAGACUUUGUCUGAUACAACUGUAGAAAUGAUUGAUCCUGAGACAACUACAUCAGAAACAUCUACUGUACUCGAUACAACUGAAAAAGCAGAAACAUCUACUUUGCCUGGCAUGCCAACAGAAACUUCAACCAGUGUUGACCCAACUUCAGAAGAUUUUACAACAGUUUCUGAAACAGGAGAAGAAAAAACACUGGCUCCUGAAACAAGCACAACUGAGUUGUCCAGCAUAUCAGAAACAACAGCAGAAACAACAAUUGAUUCAAAAACAGUUACAUCAGACUUAACAAAUGUUCCUGAGACAACAGAAGACAUAACACCAGAUUUUGAUACAACAAUGGCUGAAUUGUCAAGUGUACCUGUUUCUGAAACAGCCACAUUAGCUAUAACUACCACACUUGAUACAACAACUGUAAAAGCUGAAAUGUCUACCAUGUUUCAUACAACAUCAGAAACAUCACUUCUCCCUGAAACUACUACAGCCGAAUUACCAACUCUUGAUGACACCUCAGCUGAUACAACACUAGAUUCUGAAACAGACGCAAUAGAAGUGUCGACUGCCCUUGAAACUUCAGUCGAAACAACAGUCCUAAUGGUUACACCAACAGCAGAAACACAGACUUUGUCUGAUACAACUGUAGAAAUGAUUGAUCCUGAGACAACUACACCAGAAACAUCUACUGUACUCGAUACAACUGAAAAAGCAGAAACAUCUACUUUGCCUGGCAUGCCAACAGAAACUUUAACCAGUGUUGACCCAACUUCAGAAGAUUUUACAACAGUUUCUGAAACAGGAGAAGAAAAAACACCGGCUCCUGAAACAAGCACAACUGAGUUGUCCAGCAUAUCAGAAACAACAGCAGAAACAACAAUUGAUUCAAAAACAGUUACAUCAGACUUAACAGAUGUUCCUGAGACAACAGAAGACAUAACACCAGAUUUUGAUACAACAAUGGCUGAGUUGUCAAGUGUACCUGUUUCUAUAACAGCCACAUUAGCUAUAACUACCACACUUGAUACAACAACUGUAAAAGCUGAAAUGUCUACCAUGUUUCAUACAACAUCAGAAACAUCACUUCUCCCUGAAACUACUACAGCCGAAUUACCAACUCUUGAUGACACCUCAGCUGAUACAACACUAGAUUCUGAAACAGACGCAAUAGAAGUGUCGACUGCCCUUGAAACUUCAGUCGAAACAACAGUCCUAAUGGUUACACCAACAGCAGAAACACAGACUUUGUCUGAUACAACUGUAGAAAUGAUUGAUCCUGAGACAACUACACCAGAAACAUCUACUGUACUCGAUACAACUGAAAAAGUAGAAACAUCUACUUUGCCUGGCAUGCCAACAGAAACUUUAACCAGUGUUGACCCAACUUCAGAAGAUUUUACAACAGUUUCUGAAACAGGAGAAGAAAAAACACCGGCUCCUGAAACAAGCACAACUGAGUUGUCCAGCAUAUCAGAAACAACAGCAGAAACAACAAUUGAUUCAAAAACAGUUACAUCAGACUUAACAGAUGUUCCUGAGACAACAGAAGACAUAACACCAGAUUUUGAUACAACAAUGGCUGAGUUGUCAAGUGUACCUGUUUCUAUAACAGCCACAUUAGCUAUAACUACCACACUUGAUACAACAACUGUAAAAGCUGAAAUGUCUACCAUGUCUCAUACAACAUCAGAGACAUCACUUCUCCCUGAAACUACUACAGCCGAAUUACCAACUCUUGAUGACACCUCAGCUGAUACAACACUAGAUUCUGAAACAGACGCAAUAGAAGUGUCGACUGCCCUUGAAACUUCAGUCGAAACAACAGUCCUAAUAGUUACACCAACAGCAGAAACACAGACUUUGUCUGAUACAACUGUAGAAAUGAUUGAUCCUGAGACAACUACACCAGAAACAUCUACUGUACUCGAUACAACUGAAAAAGCAGAAACAUCUACUUUGCCUGGCAUGCCAACAGAAACUUUAACCAGUGUUGACCCAACUUCAGAAGAUUUUACAACAGUUUCUGAAACAGGAGAAGAAAAAACCCAGACUCCUGAAACAAGCACAACUGAGUUGUCCAGCAUAUCAGAAACAACAGCAGAAACAACAAUUGAUUCAAAAACAGUUACAAAAGACUUAACAAAUGUUCCUGAGACAACAGAAGACAUAACACCAGAUUUUGAUACAACAAUGGCUGCAUUGUCAAGUGUACCUGUUUCUGAAACAGCCACAUUAGCUAUAACUACCACACUUGAUACAACAACUGUAAAAGCUGAAAUGUCUACCAUGUUUCAUACAACAUCAGAAACAUCACUUCUCCCUGAAACUACUACAGCCGAAUUACCAACUCUUGAUGACACCUCAGCUGAUACAACACUAGAUUCUGAAACAGACGCAAUAGAAGUGUCGACUGCCCUUGAAACUUCAGUCGAAACAACAGUCCUAAUGGUUACACCAACAGCAGAAACACAGACUUUGUCUGAUACAACUGUAGAAAUGAUUGAUCCUGAGACAACUACACCAGAAACAUCUACUGUACUCGAUACAACUGAAAAAGUAGAAACAUCUACUUUGCCUGGCAUGCCAACAGAAACUUUAACCAGUGUUGACCCAACUUCAGAAGAUUUUACAACAGUUUCUGAAACAGGAGAAGAAAAAACACCGGCUCCUGAAACAAGCACAACUGAGUUGUCCAGCAUAUCAGAAACAACAGCAGAAACAACAAUUGAUUCAAAAACAGUUACAUCAGACUUAACAGAUGUUCCUGAGACAACAGAAGACAUAACACCAGAUUUUGAUACAACAAUGGCUGAGUUGUCAAGUGUACCUGUUUCUAUAACAGCCACAUUAGCUAUAACUACCACACUUGAUACAACAACUGUAAAAGCUGAAAUGUCUACCAUGUCUCAUACAACAUCAGAGACAUCACUUCUCCCUGAAACUACUACAGCCGAAUUACCAACUCUUGAUGACACCUCAGCUGAUACAACACUAGAUUCUGAAACAGACGCAAUAGAAGUGUCGACUGCCCUUGAAACUUCAGUCGAAACAACAGUCCUAAUAGUUACACCAACAGCAGAAACACAGACUUUGUCUGAUACAACUGUAGAAAUGAUUGAUCCUGAGACAACUACACCAGAAACAUCUACUGUACUCGAUACAACUGAAAAAGCAGAAACAUCUACUUUGCCUGGCAUGCCAACAGAAACUUUAACCAGUGUUGACCCAACUUCAGAAGAUUUUACAACAGUUUCUGAAACAGGAGAAGAAAAAACACCGGCUCCUGAAACAAGCACAACUGAGUUGUCCAGCAUAUCAGAAACAACAGCAGAAACAACAAUUGAUUUAAAAACAGUUACAUCAGACUUAACAAAUGUUCCUGAGACAACAGAAGACAUAACACCAGAUUUUGAUACAACAAUGGCUGAGUUGUCAAGUGUACCUGUUUCUGAAACAGCCACAUUAGCUAUAACUACCACACUUGAUACAACAACUGUAAAAGCUGAAAUGUCUACCAUGUCUCAUACAACAUCAGAGACAUCACUUCUCCCUGAAACUACUACAGCGGAAUUACCAACUCUUGAUGACACCUCAGCUGAUACAACACCAGAUUCUGAAACAGACGCAAUAGAAGUGUCAACUGCCCUUGAAACUUCAGUCGAAACAACAGUCCUAAUGGUUACACCAACAGCAGAAACACAGACUUUGUCUGAUACAACUGUAGAAAUGAUUGAUCCUGAGACAACUACACCAGAAACAUCUACUGUACUCGAUACAACUGAAAAAGCAGAAACAUCUACUUUGCCUGGCAUGCCAACAGAAACUUUAACCAGUGUUGACCCAACUUCAGAAGAUUUUACAACAGUUUCUGAAACAGGAGAAGAAAAAACACCGGCUCCUGAAACAAGCACAACUGAGUUGUCCAGCAUAUCAGAAACAACAGCAGAAACAACAAUUGAUUCAAAAACAGUUACAUCAGACUUAACAAAUGUUCCUGAGACAACAGAAGACAUAACACCAGAUUUUGAUACAACAAUGGCUGAGUUGUCAAGUGUACCUGUUUCUGAAACAGCCACAUUAGCUAUAACUACCACACUUGAUACAACAACUGUAAAAGCUGAAAUGUCUACCAUGUCUCAUACAACAUCAGAGACAUCACUUCUCCCUGAAACUACUACAGCCGAAUUACCAACUCUUGAUGACACCUCAGCUGAUACAACACUAGAUUCUGAAACAGACGCAAUAGAAGUGUCGACUGCCCUUGAAACUUCAGUCGAAACAACAGUCGUAAUGGUUACACCAACAGCAGAAACACAGACUUUGUCUGAUACAACUGUAGAAAUGAUUGAUCCUGAGACAACUACACCAGAAACAUCUACUGUACUCGAUACAACUGAAAAAGCAGAAACAUCUACUUUGCCUGGCAUGCCAACAGAAACUUUAACCAGUGUUGACCCAACUUCAGAAGAUUUUACAACAGUUUCUGAAACAGGAGAAGAAAAAACACCGGCUCCUGAAACAAGCACAACUGAGUUGUCCAGCAUAUCAGAAACAACAGCAGAAACAACAAUUGAUUCAAAAACAGUUACAUCAGACUUAACAAAUGUUCCUGAGACAACAGAAGACAUAACACCAGAUUUUGAUACAACAAUGGCUGAGUUGUCAAGUGUACCUGUUUCUGAAACAGCCACAUUAGCUAUAACUACCACACUUGAUACAACAACUGUAAAAGCUGAAAUGUCUACCAUGUCUCAUACAACAUCAGAGACAUCACUUCUCCCUGAAACUACUACAGCCGAAUUACCAACUCUUGAUGACACCUCAGCUGAUACAACACUAGAUUCUGAAACAGACGCAAUAGAAGUGUCGACUGCCCUUGAAACUUCAGUCGAAACAACAGUCCUAAUGGUUACACCAACAGCAGAAACACAGACUUUGUCUGAUACAACUGUAGAAAUGAUUGAUCCUGAGACAACUACAUCAGAAACAUCUACUGUACUCGAUACAACUGAAAAAGCAGAAACAUCUACUUUGCCUGGCAUGCCAACAGAAACUUCAACCAGUGUUGACCCAACUUCAGAAGAUUUUACAACAGUUUCUGAAACAGGAGAAGAAAAAACACUGGCUCCUGAAACAAGCACAACUGAGUUGUCCAGCAUAUCAGAAACAACAGCAGAAACAACAAUUGAUUCAAAAACAGUUACAUCAGACUUAACAAAUGUUCCUGAGACAACAGAAGACAUAACACCAGAUUUUGAUACAACAAUGGCUGAAUUGUCAAGUGUACCUGUUUCUGAAACAGCCACAUUAGCUAUAACUACCACACUUGAUACAACAACUGUAAAAGCUGAAAUGUCUACCAUGUUUCAUACAACAUCAGAAACAUCACUUCUCCCUGAAACUACUACAGCCGAAUUACCAACUCUUGAUGACACCUCAGCUGAUACAACACUAGAUUCUGAAACAGACGCAAUAGAAGUGUCGACUGCCCUUGAAACUUCAGUCGAAACAACAGUCCUAAUGGUUACACCAACAGCAGAAACACAGACUUUGUCUGAUACAACUGUAGAAAUGAUUGAUCCUGAGACAACUACACCAGAAACAUCUACUGUACUCGAUACAACUGAAAAAGCAGAAACAUCUACUUUGCCUGGCAUGCCAACAGAAACUUUAACCAGUGUUGACCCAACUUCAGAAGAUUUUACAACAGUUUCUGAAACAGGAGAAGAAAAAACACCGGCUCCUGAAACAAGCACAACUGAGUUGUCCAGCAUAUCAGAAACAACAGCAGAAACAACAAUUGAUUCAAAAACAGUUACAUCAGACUUAACAGAUGUUCCUGAGACAACAGAAGACAUAACACCAGAUUUUGAUACAACAAUGGCUGAGUUGUCAAGUGUACCUGUUUCUAUAACAGCCACAUUAGCUAUAACUACCACACUUGAUACAACAACUGUAAAAGCUGAAAUGUCUACCAUGUUUCAUACAACAUCAGAAACAUCACUUCUCCCUGAAACUACUACAGCCGAAUUACCAACUCUUGAUGACACCUCAGCUGAUACAACACUAGAUUCUGAAACAGACGCAAUAGAAGUGUCGACUGCCCUUGAAACUUCAGUCGAAACAACAGUCCUAAUAGUUACACCAACAGCAGAAACACAGACUUUGUCUGAUACAACUGUAGAAAUGAUUGAUCCUGAGACAACUACACCAGAAACAUCUACUGUACUCGAUACAACUGAAAAAGCAGAAACAUCUACUUUGCCUGGCAUGCCAACAGAAACUUUAACCAGUGUUGACCCAACUUCAGAAGAUUUUACAACAGUUUCUGAAACAGGAGAAGAAAAAACACCGGCUCCUGAAACAAGCACAACUGAGUUGUCCAGCAUAUCAGAAACAACAGCAGAAACAACAAUUGAUUCAAAAACAGUUACAUCAGACUUAACAAAUGUUCCUGAGACAACAGAAGACAUAACACCAGAUUUUGAUACAACAAUGGCUGAGUUGUCAAGUGUACCUGUUUCUGAAACAGCCACAUUAGCUAUAACUACCGCACUUGAUACAACAACUGUAAAAGCUGAAAUGUCUACCAUGUUUCAUACAACAUCAGAAACAUCACUUCUCCCUGAAACUACUACAGCCGAAUUACCAACUCUUGAUGACACUUCAGCUGAUACAACACUAGAUUCUGAAACAGACGCAAUAGAAGUGUCGACUGCCCUUGAAACUUCAGUCAAAACAACAGUCCUAAUGGUUACACCAACAGCAGAAACACAGACUUUGUCUGAUACAACUGUAGAAAUGAUUGAUCCUGAGACAACUACACCAGAAACAUCUACUGUACUCGAUACAACUGAAAAAGCAGAAACAUCUACUUUGCCUGGCAUGCCAACAGAAACUUUAACCAGUGUUGACCCAACUUCAGAAGAUUUUACAACAGUUUCUGAAACAGGAGAAGAAAAAACACCGGCUCCUGAAACAAGCACAACUGAGUUGUCCAGCAUAUCAGAAACAACAGCAGAAACAACAAUUGAUUCAAAAACAGUUACAUCAGACUUAACAGAUCUUCCUGAGACAACAGAAGACAUAACACCAGAUUUUGAUACAACAAUGGCUGAGUUGUCAAGUGUACCUGUUUCUAUAACAGCCACAUUAGCUAUAACUACCACACUUGAUACAACAACUGUAAAAGCUGAAAUGUCUACCAUGUUUCAUACAACAUCAGAGACAUCACUUCUCCCUGAAACUACUACAGCCGAAUUACCAACUCUUGAUGACACCUCAGCUGAUACAACACUAGAUUCUGAAACAGACGCAAUAGAAGUGUCGACUGCCCUUGAAACUUCAGUCGAAACAACAGUCCUAAUAGUUACACCAACAGCAGAAACACAGACUUUGUCUGAUACAACUGUAGAAAUGAUUGAUCCUGAGACAACUACACCAGAAACAUCUACUGUACUCGAUACAACUGAAAAAGCAGAAACAUCUACUUUGCCUGGCAUGCCAACAGAAACUUUAACCAGUGUUGACCCAACUUCAGAAGAUUUUACAACAGUUUCUGAAACAGGAGAAGAAAAAACACCAGCUCCUGAAACAAGCACAACUGAGUUGUCCAGCAUAUCAGAAACAACAGCAGAAACAACAAUUGAUUCAAAAACAGUUACAUCAGACUUAACAAAUGUUCCUGAGACAACAGAAGACAUAACACCAGAUUUUGAUACAACAAUGGCUGAGUUGUCAAGUGUACCUGUUUCUGAAACAGCCACAUUAGCUAUAACUACCACACUUGAUACAACAACUGUAAAAGCUGAAAUGUCUACCAUGUCUCAUACAACAUCAGAGACAUCACUUCUCCCUGAAACUACUACAGCCGAAUUACCAACUCUUGAUGACACCUCAGCUGAUACAACACUAGAUUCUGAAACAGACACAAUAGAAUUGUCAACUCUAAAAGCUGAAAUGUCUACCAUGUCUCAUACAACAUCAGAGACAUCACUUCACCCUGAAACUUCUACACCGGUAUCAUCAACUCUUGCUGACACCUCAGCUGAUACAACACUAGAUUCUGAAACAGGCGCAAUAGAAAUGUCAACUGCCCUUGAUAAUUCAAAGGAAACAACAGUCCUAAUAGUUACACCGCCUAAAGAAACACACACGUUGUCUGAUAUAACUGUAGAAUCGUUUUCUCCUGAGACAACUGCACCAGAAACAUCUACUGUUCUUGAUACAACUGGAAGAGAAGAAACAUCUACUUUGCCUGGCAUGACAACAGAAACCUCAACCAUUGAUCAUUCAUCUGCAGCAGAUUUCAGAACAGUUUCUGAAACAGAAGAAGAAAAAACACUGGUUCCUGAAACAAGUACAACUGAGUUGUCCAUCAUUUCUAAAACAACAGCAGAAACAACAAUUGUUUCAAAAACAGUUACAUCAGACUUAACAAAUGUUCCUGAGACAACAGCAGAUAUAACACCAGAAACAACAUUGGCUGAGUUGUCAAGUGUGACUGUUUCUGAAUUAACCACAUUAGAUAUAACUACCACACUUGAUACAACAACUGUAAAACCUGAAAUGUCUACCAAUUCUCAUACAACAUCAGAGACAUCACUUCUCCCUGAAACUACUACAGCCAAAUUACCAACUCUUGCUGACACCACAGCUUAUACAACAGUAGAAAUGGAAACAGACGCAAUAGAAUUGUCGACUGCACUUGAUACUUCAGUCGAAACAACAGUCCUAAUGGUUACACUGACUGAAGAAACACACACUUUGCCUGAUACAACUGUAGAAACAAUUGCUCCUGAGGCAACUACACCAGAAACAUCUACUGUACUCGAUACAACUGAAAAAGAAGAAGCAUCUAAUUUGCCUGGCAUGCCAACAGAAACCUCAACCAUUGAUCACCCAACUGCAACAUAUUUUACAACAGUUUCUGAAACAGGAGAAGAAAAAACACUGGUUCCUAAAACAAGCACAAUUGAGUUGUCCAGCAUAUCUGAAACAACAGCAGAAACAACAAUUGUUCCAAAAACAAUUACAUCAGACUUAACAAAUAUUCCUGAGACAACAGCAGACAUAACACUGGCUUCAGAAACAGCAAUGGCUGAUGUUUCAAGUGUACCUGUUUCUGAAACUACCACACUUGAUACAACAACUGUAAAAGUUGAAAUGUCUACCAUGUCUCAUACUACAUCAGAGACAUCACUUUACCCUGAAACUACUAGAGUGGAAUUAACAAGUCUUGCUGACACCCCAGCUGAUACAACAACACUAGAUUCAGAAACAGGAGCAAUAGAAGUGUCGACUGUCCUUGAUACUUCAGUUGAAACAACAGUCCUAAUGGUUACACUGACUGAAGAAACACACACUUUGCCUGAUACAACCUUGGAAACAUUUGCUCCUGAGACAACUGCACCAGAAAGUUCUACUGUACUCGAUACAACUGAAAAAGCAGAAACAUCUACUUUGUCCGACAGAACACCAGAAACUUCACCUAGGGUCGACACAACGGUAGCAGAUUUAACACCAGGUCCCGAAACAAGCACAAAUGAGUUGUCAAGCAUAUCUGAAAUAACAACAGAAACAACACUUGUUCCCAAAACAGCUACAUCAGAUAUACCAACUAUACUUGAUAUUACGACCGAAAAAGCAGAAACAUUUACUACGUCUAAUGCAGAAACAUCACUCGGAACUGAUACAACUACUGUACAUUUAACAAUUGUUCCUGAGACAACAGUAGAUACAAACCAGGUUUCUGAAACGACCACAGCUGCUGUGUCAAGUACGCUUGAUUCAACAGCAAAAGCAACAAAGGAAACUGUUGCUCCUGGCACAGCUACACCAGAUUUAACAACGGUGCUUGAUACACCAGCUGAAACUUCAGUUGUAAUACCUACAACUGAUGCAGCAACAGAGACAACACUUGUUCCUGAGACAGCCACAUUAUAUAUAACCACCGUACUUGACACAGCUGAAAAAACAGAAACAUCGACUGUGUUUGAAUCCACAACAAAAACUACACUUCUCCCUGACACCUCUAUAGAUGAUUUAACAACUGUUCUUGGGACAACAGCAGAUACAACACUGGCUUUUGAAACGACUCCUGAGGUAUCAAGUGUGUCCGGUGCAACGACAGAAACAACGAUUGUUCCUGACACCUCAGCAGAGGCAACACUGAAUUCUGAAACAAGCACAGCAGAUGUAGAGCCUGCAUCAUAUACAACAGUAGAAACAACAAAGGAAAGCCUUGUUUCUGGCUCAACUGCAUCCGAAGUAUCAACUGUCUUUGAUACAUCAGCUAAAACAAGAGGUACAGUUACACCUUCUGUAGAAACUCAUACUAUGUCUGAUACAACUGUUGAAACAACAUUUAUUCCUGAGACUACACCACAUAAAACAACUGUGUUGGAUUCAACAACUGAAACAGCAGAAACUUCUACUUUGUCCGACACAACUCCAGAAACCUCACCCGGUGUUGACACAACUGUAGCAGAUUUAACAAUAAUUCCCGAAACAACAUUGGUUCCCGAAGCAAGCACAUCUGAACUGUCCAGUGUAUUUGAUACAACAGCAGAAAUAACAAUCAUUCCAGAAACCACUACAUCAGCUUUAUCAACUGUACUUGAUACAACUAAAAUAGCAGAAACAUUUGCCACCUCUGACGCAACAGCAGAAACAUCACUACCCCCAGACACAACUACAGAUGUUUUAACAACUGUCCCUGAGACAACAGUGCAUACAACCCUGGCUUCUGAAACAACCACAGCUGCGGUGUCAAGUGUUUAUGAUACAACAGCUGAAACAAUGUUGACAGAAAUGGUUACAACGGGUAUGACAACCCUACUUGGUACAACAACUGAAAAAACAGAAACAUCUGCCCGAUCUGAACCAACAGCAGAAACAACAACUCCAGCUGGUACCACCACAGCAGAUUUUACAACCGUUCCUGAGACACCAGCAAACAUAACACUGGCUUCUGAGGCAACCACAGCUAAAGUGUCAAGCAUGUCUGAUACAACAACAGAAACAACGCUUGUUUCUGAAUCAACAACAUCAGCUACAGCCACCAUACUUGAUACAUCAACUGAAAAAACAGAAACAUCAGCUACAUCUUACGCAACAGCAGAGAUAACACUCCACCCAGACCCAACUACAGCAGAUUUGACACUUAUUCCUGACACAACAACAUAUACAACACUCCACCCAGACCCAACUACAGCAGAUUCGACACUUAUUCCUGACACAACAACAUAUACAACACUCCACCCAGACCCAACUACAGCAGAUUUGACACUUAUACCUGGCACAACAGCAGAUACAACACUCCAUCCAGACCCAACUACAGCAGAUUCAACCCUUAUUCCUGGCACAACAGCAUAUACAACACUCCACCCAAACCCAACUACAACAGAUUCAGCACUUAUUGCUGGCACAGCAGCAGAUACAACACUCCACCCAGACCCAACUACAACAGAUUCAGCACUUAUUCCUGGCACAACAGCAUAUACAACACUCCACCCAGACACAACUACAGCAGAUUCAACACUUAUUCCUGGCACACCAGCAGAUACAACACUCCACCCAGACACAACUACAGCAGUUUCAACACUUAUUCCUGACACAACAGCAUAUACAACACUCCACCCAGACACAAAUACAGCAGAUUCAACACUUAUUCCUGGCACAACAGCAGAUACAACACUCCACCCAGACACGACUACAGCAGAUUCAGCACUUAUUCCUGGCACAACAGCAGAUACAACACUCCACCCAGACCCAACUACAGCAGAUUCAACCCGUAUUCCUGGCACAACAGCAGAUACAACAUUACACCUAGACCCAACUCUAGCAGAUUCAACCCUCAUUCCUGGCACAACAGCAGAUACAACACUCCAUCCAGACCCAACUACAGCAGAUUCAACCCUUAUUCCUGGCACAACAGCAGAUACAACACUCCACCCAGACCCAACUACAGCAGAUUCAACCCUUAUUCCUGGCACAACAGCAGAUACAACACUCCACCCAGACACAAAUACAGCAGAUUCAACCUUUAUUCCUGGCACAUCAGCAGAUACAACACUCCACCCAGACCCAACUACAGCAAACUCAACCCGUAUUCCUGGCACAACAGCAGAUACAACACUCAACCCAGACCCAACUACAGCAAAUUCAACCCUUAUUCCUGGCACAACAGCAGAUACAACACUCCAGCCAGACUCAACUACAGCAGAUUCAACCCAUAUUCCUGGCACAACAGCAGAUACAACACUCCACCCAGGCACAACUACCCCAGUUUCAAGAACUAUUCCUGACACAACAGCAAAUACAACACUGGCUUUAGAAAAGAGUACAGUAGUGACUGUGCCUGAUACAACAGUAGAAACUCUCGCUCCUGACACAGUUACAUCAGAUGUAUCAACUGUCCUUAAUGCAUCAGCUGAAACCACAGUCCUAAUAGCUACAACUACUUUAGAAACCCUUGCUAUGACUAAUGCCACUGUUGAAACAACAUCUGUCCCUGGGACAACUACAGUAGAUAUGUCCACCUUACUUUAUACAAGAACCGAAAAAGCAGAAACGUCCACUUUGUCUGACCUGGCAACAGAAACAUCACCUGGUGUUGACCUAACUGCGGCAAAUUUAACAACCGUUGCUGACACAACAGCAGAAACAACAAUGGCUCCUGAAACAAGCACAACUGAGUUUUCCAGUGUAUCUAAAACUACAGUUGUAACAGCAGUUGUUCCACAAACAACUCUAUCAAAAAUAUCAACCACAACUGAUACUACAACUAAAACACCAGAAACACCUACCAUGACUGAUACAACAGCAGACACAUCACUUCACCCGGAUACAACUGCUCCUGAGACAAUAAAUACAACCCUGGCUUCUGUUACUACUAUUAUUCCUUCUGCAACUUCAACUGGAUCUACUCUUGCUACUACAACUUUUAACACAGUUGCAGCUGAGUUUACUGCUACUACCAUAGUUGUUAGUACAGCUGUAGAUGGAGAUAAUACUGCAAUGAUUUCUGCUCCAACUGCAGCUUUAAUUACUUUAGCUACUACAACUCAUAUUACAGUUGCAGAUGAAACUGCUGUUAUUACUACAACUCCUACCACAAACCCAGCAGAAAUUACAACUAUUAGCCUGAAUUUAACUACAACUGCCACAGAAACUACAACUGCUACAUCAGCCCCAGUUACAACUACAGCUGAAAUUAUUGUGGCUACAACAAUUCCAAUUACACCAGCAGUUGAAACUGCUGCUACUACCACAACUCUAACUACAACACAAGAUAAAUUUACUAGUGCUCGGAUUACAACUACAACUGCAGCUGAAACUUUUACUCCUACCAAUACAACCCCUACUACAACUAAAGCUGAAACUACUUUAGGUAACACAACUCCUAUUACAGCUGCUACUGUGUCUUCUACUGCAGCCGAAACUGCUGUUACUAGUACAACUUCUUCUACAACUGCAGCCAAAACUCCUAUUACUGCAGUUCCCACUGCAACAUCAGCUGUGACUUCCACAGCUCCUAUUACAGCUGCAGUUGAAACUGUAGCUACUACUACAACUUCUACUGCAACACCGGUUGAAUCUACUGCUCAUACUCUGAUUUCAAAUACAACUACAGCUGAAAUGAUUGUGGCUACAACAAUUCCAGUUACAUCUGCUGUUGAAACUGCUGCUACUACCACAACUAUAACUACAACACACAAUGAAUUUACUAGUGCUCUUAUUACAACUGCAGUUGAAACUCUUACUCCUACCUCUACAACCCCUACUACCACUAAAACGGAAACUACUGUAGCUAACACAACUCCUAUUACAGCUGCAGUUGUAACUGCUGCUACUAUGUUUUCUACUACAACUGCAGCUACAGCUCCUACUAUUACUGCAGUUCCCACUGCAACAUCAUCUGUGACUACCACAAUUCCUAUUACAGCUGCAGUUGAAACUGUAGCUACUAGCACAACCCCUUCUACUGCCACACCAGUUGAAUCUACUGCUCAUACUCUGAUUACAACUGCAGUUGGAACUACUACUGCUUAUACCACAACCCCUCCUACAACCACAGUUAACUUUACUGUGCCUUUUACAACUCCUAUUACAGCUGCAGUUGACACUCCUAUGACUACAUUGACUAACUCUGCAACUUCAGCUGGAUCUAUCACUACUACCACAGUUUCAACUACAACUGCAGCUGAAACUACUUUAGCCACUGCAACCACAAAAACUCCUACUACAACUGCAGCUGAAACUACUGCUAGUACCAGAGCUUCUACUACAACUUCAGCUAAAACUACUGCUAGUACCAGAGCUUCUACAACAACUGCAGCUAAAAAUACUGCUAGUACCAGAGCUUCUACAACAACUGCAGCUAAAACUACUGCUAGUACCAAAUCUUCUACUACAACUGAAGCUAAAACUACUGCUAGUACCAGAGCUUCUACUACAACUGUAGCUAAAACUUCUGCUAGUACCAGAGCUUCUACUACAACUGUAGCUAAAACUUCUGCUAGUACCAGAGCUUCUACUACAACUGUAGCUAAAACUUCUGCUAGUACCAAAGAUUAUACUACAACUGAAGCUAAAACUACUGCUAGUACCAGAGCUUCUACAACAACUGCAGCUAAAACUACUGCUAGUACCAGAGCUUCUACAACAACUGCAGCUAAAACUACUGCUAGUACCAGAGCUUCUACUACAACUGCAGCUAAAACUUCUGCUAGUACCAAAGAUUAUACUACAACUGAAGCUAAAACUACUGCUAGUACCAGAGCUUCUACAACAACUGCAGCUAAAACUACUGCUAAAACAAUUACAACUGCUACAACUACUACUAUGCCAACCACUUACUGCAAAAAUGGAGGUAUCCAUGAUGGAAUCAAGUGUAUUUGUCCAGACAUGUUCUACGGGACUAACUGUGAGAAUAUCAUAGAUAGAUCUCCACCUGUUAAGUCUGUUGACACCUCUGUGACUGUUGAGCUAAGAAUCAUGAACAAAGUGUAUACAGAGGAUCUAAAAGACCCCACAACAGAAGAAUAUAAAGAUUUUGAGGCUCAGUUUAAAACCAACAUGAGAUCAACAUAUUCCAGCAUCCCUGGAUACAAAGAUGUCAACAUUACAGAAAUAAAGUAA
Messenger RNA from Rana temporaria (common frog), 16869 nucleotides. Its product is annotated as mucin-19-like. Lineage: Eukaryota; Metazoa; Chordata; Amphibia; Anura; Ranidae. The transcript has 4 exons. The record is from RefSeq and is a predicted model, not a curated record. Bases 1 to 16869 code for a protein of 5622 amino acids.